CUAGUAUUUAUUGGAUUCUGGAGAAAUUAAAACAAGAGAAAAGUAGACUUGAUGAAAUGGUAUUUUCAAAAAAUUCACCCAAAAAAGAAUCUGUGCCAAGGAAACAAAAACUGAAAAAUCCGUUUCGGUGGAUCCGAUCAAAAGUUUCCUCAAAUUUGCAUAAAAAGGACGAAGACCAUUCAAAGAUUCUACUCUUAUCAUCACUGAAAAAAGUGGAAUUGAGAAUGGAAUUGGAAGAAAAUCGACUCCAAAAGCAUAGAAAACUUCUAUCACAAAUUGAAGAAGAAGAGCGCAAAAGGAAAUCGGAAGCUCGUAUAGAAAUAUUAAAUCUGAAGAGAUGCAUUGUGGAAAACACGAAACGGGGAAUGAAACUCCGAAAACUUAUUAUAAACAGCAAACACAAAGAUGACUCAGGAAUCCACUGCCACGAUUGUAUAUUCAAUCUACAUGCAAGCAUUUGGAAAGACUCAAUCCCUGUUUUUGAAAAUCCAAUUCUAACUGAAAUUGAUGGAUUUCUACCUUGCUGCCCCACAGUGAUGGUAAUUAAUAUGAAGUAUGAAAAUCUAGAACUUGACAACAAUGACAUUGAAAUUGAUCUAAAACUAGACAGAGUGAAAACAUUGCAAAAAGAAAUUCAACACGGAUUAUUCAGAAAAACCUAUUUACAUCAAGGACGAUUUACUUUAUGAAUGUGUGAAACAAAUUUAUUAAUAUUCUACUACAAAUUGUUUUACGUUUUCGCGAAACAAGUACGUAUGCCAAUACCUUUGUUGCAUAUUUUUUAUUAUUAUUAUUGUUUGUGAAGUAUGUUAUCGCCUCAUUUU
This is a messenger RNA of Styela clava, 824 nucleotides long. RefSeq lists its product as uncharacterized. NCBI's taxonomy places the organism in Eukaryota, Metazoa, Chordata, Ascidiacea, Stolidobranchia, Styelidae. The record is from RefSeq and is a predicted model, not a curated record.